Messenger RNA from Penicillium arizonense, 543 nucleotides. RefSeq lists its product as uncharacterized. NCBI's taxonomy places the organism in Eukaryota, Fungi, Ascomycota, Eurotiomycetes, Eurotiales, Aspergillaceae. Bases 1 to 543 code for a protein of 180 amino acids. The record is from RefSeq and is a predicted model, not a curated record. The transcript has 2 exons.
AUGAGUGUCGGCUUCCUUGAGCUUUCUCAAAAUCUGGAAGUCACAGUCCUAGAGCACGAAAAAGUUCAAUUGCGAUCACUCUGUCUACCUCUCCAGCUGAUCUCCCUAAUUUCUCCGAAUCGGAGUACAUCUGGUUCUUGCAAGACGUAUACCGACGAUGUCGUGGUCGCCUCCUCCUCACUAUGCGAGCACCUCCAACACCUAGAGCUGUUACUCUGCAGGCUAGAGCAAUAUGGCAUACGACUCGGUCCAGCAAAGGCUUUCGUCGGUUUCCCUAAGGUCGCGCUUCUCGGCCACUACGUUGACGCGUUCGGCCUCUCCACCCCGAAGGAAAAGCUGCAAGCAAUCGCGGAGCUGAAGUUCCCAAGCACUUUACAGCAACUUGACACCUACCUUGGCAUGACGGGCGACCUUCGACACAUCAUUCGAAACUAUGCGCGGAGAGUCAAACCACUGCAGGACCGUAAGACGUUGCUUCUCAAGGGUAGUCCGGUGGCAGGUCGCCCACGACAGCAAUGGGCGCUACGCACCCUGUUGCAGUAA